CUUAUUGUAUUAUUGUUUAGCAGUUAAUAGAGUUUGACUCCAAUGUUGAGACAUUCAAGUGAAGAGCUAAACAACAAUUGAAACUAAUAUUUGUGACAAUAUUUUUGAUGAUAUUUAGCACAUUGUCUAAGACAUCACUUUACUGUACAUUACCUCUAUUGUUGGCCACUGUAUUGUACCGAACAAUGGCCUGGAGAUCACACGGCAGAAACAAUGCAGAGAUGAUUAUGAAUCUGAAAAAGAAUGGUAUCAUCAGAGAUGGUAGAGUCGAGAGAGCCAUGAGUAGUGUUGAUCGGUCUAACUAUUGUCCAAUCAAUCCAUAUAUGGAUUCACCACAAACUAUUGGAUACGCUGUCACUAUCAGUGCUCCUCAUAUGCACGCUCACGCUCUUCAAUGUCUUAAAGAUAAUUUGGUCGAAGGGGCCAAAGCAUUGGAUGUCGGCUCGGGUUCGGGAUAUUUGACGGCUUGUAUGGCAUUAAUGGUUGGUCCAAGUGGUAAAGCCAUUGGUAUUGACCACAUCCAAGAAUUAGUAAAUUUAUCGAUUGAUAAUAUAAAGAAAGAUCAGCCAAACCUUAUUGAGUCCGGAAGAGCCAAAUUGAUUGCUGGCGAUGGAAGGCUUGGGUAUCCAUCUGAAGCACCUUAUGAUGCCAUACAUGUCGGUGCCGCUGCUCCUGUUCUUCCACAAGCUUUAGUGGAUCAAUUAAAACCUGGAGGUCGACUCAUUAUUCCAGUUGGUAGAGAAGGUUAUAAUCAGAUGUUGGAGCAAAUUGACAAACUGUCCGACGGUUCAAUCAAACGCGAAACACUUAUGGGUGUUAUAUAUGUACCCUUGACUGAUAAAAAUUCUCAAUGGCCCGGGAGGUGA
This is a messenger RNA of Oppia nitens, 866 nucleotides long. RefSeq names its product protein-L-isoaspartate(D-aspartate) O-methyltransferase-like (gene Pcmt). The record is from RefSeq and is a predicted model, not a curated record. NCBI's taxonomy places the organism in Eukaryota, Metazoa, Arthropoda, Arachnida, Sarcoptiformes, Oppiidae. Bases 108 to 866 code for a protein of 252 amino acids. Gene Ontology annotation, molecular function: protein-L-isoaspartate (D-aspartate) O-methyltransferase activity. The transcript is spliced from 8 exons. Gene Ontology annotation, biological process: protein modification process. Gene Ontology annotation, cellular component: cytoplasm.